GCUCGGGUGCGAGUUCAGGGAGGGGCGUGGGCCGCGGGCACCCCCGACCGCCGGCUCGGCGUCCCUCCGCCCUUCCCGGGAGCCCCGCCUCUGCGUGAGGCCUCAGGCUGCUCCUUGGGGUCAGCGCCCAGCUGCCGUUUCCCCGGGUGGGACCCCGCGUCACCCCGCGGAGCCCCCACAUCGUCCGCGCCGGGGGCGAGUCUACAGGCGUUUGGGUUGUAGAUCGGGGCUGGGGGCAGUGUUCCUGUCCCUCGCGGUGAAGGCCCGGGGACGCCGCGUCCACAGCUCGGUGCAGCCCCCCACAACAAAGAGCUGUGUGCCGGGCGGGGAGCCCUGCGUGCGGCCUCGCAUCUCAAGUCCCGAAUGAACCAGAUGAGCUGCUUAAAAUUCAGCUGAGUCACGUACGUUUCCCAUUUUAUGGUGACGUCUGGAGUCACCAUAAAAAUCUUUCCAGCCAGAUUGGUUGAGCAAGUCCAAGUGUACACACGAAGCCGCCUUCUCCCGUCUUGAGCACAUGUGCAUAGGAAUAAGAAAAGAAAAGCGUCGUUCAAAUUCAGGUUUAUGAUGAAACCAGCCUCAGUGAUCCACUGAUCUGUGGAACUCAGUGUGACCAGGUUCCAGAGCGCUCUCCCAGUGCCCCGUGGGAGCAAGAGGAGGGUCCUGUUUCCCACCACCCUGGUGUUCAGAAGCUUUGCUGUUGGAGUCACAGGAUGGCAGCCGCUGUUCUGCCCCCCACUUGUGAUCAGUCCUCCCUGUGCCCAGCCCCUCACAGGAAACCAUGCAGAGGGAAGGAGGGGCUGGCUGGUGAGCUCCUGGCCAGCUGGCUACAGGACCUGGUGACCUUCAAGGACGUGGCUGUGGAGUUCUCCCAGGAGGAGUGGGCAUUGCUGGACCCGUCUCAAAGAACUCUGUACCGAGACGUGAUGCUGGAGAACUGCAGGAACCUGGCCUCCCUUGGACCAGCACCCAAGGAACUUGGCAUGUGUGUAAGCAGGCAGCUUUCUACAGGGUGUCAUGUUGAUAAACACAGUUUGAUCUCCCAGUUGGAGCAAGAAGACAAGACGGUGACAGAGGAGAGAGGAAUCCUUCCCAGCACCUGUCCAGGUGAGCACCAGGUAGAUAUGAGUCCUUGUGAGGAGCGGCUGUGGCCAGGGACUCAGGAGUUGGGAGUAUUAUCAGAGAAUUUGUAAAAUGACAAAGACGGACAAGGAAGUUUCUUGUGUACUC
Messenger RNA from Ictidomys tridecemlineatus (thirteen-lined ground squirrel), 1227 nucleotides. Lineage: Eukaryota; Metazoa; Chordata; Mammalia; Rodentia; Sciuridae. The record is from RefSeq and is a predicted model, not a curated record.